GUUACAUGGACAAAAGCCGCAAUGUUCAGUAAUUGAGCCUAUUAUCGUGUUGUCACUGUCAUCAGACGUUAAGAUGUCUAAAAAUGCGAAGGGAAUAAUUAAUGAGAAACUGCAGUUUGAAGACGUGGUAAAAUUCACUGGACUUUCUAUUUGUAAAAGUAGUGGGGACAUACUAAAAGAAUCCGCAGCAUCACUCAUAUUGACAAAAGUUGACCCAAAAUCCAAACUUUCAAGUCACCUCAAGUGUUAUGAAAAUUUCAUAACGUUUUAUCCUGAAAUAUCAGUUAAUGGUGUCAAUUUGGAAGGCCGAAUUUCGCUUCAAGAGAUCCUUGGGUUCUUUGUCUCGCCAAAACACCCCAAGUCAUUGGUGAUACUUUUCCAGCACUCACCGUUUGACGACGUCACUCUGUACGGUAUGGUUUUGAGUUCUUCAUCUAAGGCUCAAAAACUAACGAGAUUGCUCGGAGAACCAAAUGAUCAACUUAAUGGUAAAGGAGAACCAAUGGGUUCAAAAGUGAAAUCGGUUACAAUUAGUCCAAAAAUUCAUAACCCGCCUAACGGAUGCUAUAAGGAAGAUAGUGGUGCGCUUGAGACCAAAGAACUACUAAAUGCACUGCCACCACCAGGAAAUAGAUAUCGUUCAGAACUUGUAUGGAAUAAAAUCACUGGUCAACAAAGCAAAGAAAAAUUUUCACAAAAUACUUCAGCCGUUCAUCCAAACGGGCGUUUAUCUCAAGAAGGAAAUCAGCCUAAGCUGGGUAAAAGAAGAAAUAAUCAUUUAAAGAGUACCUAUCUAAUGAAAAAUCACGCUGGGAUCAGUAGCAAUCAUGCACAAAGUGGACAGAAUCUAUCCAAAUCUAACAAUUUUUUUCCUGCAAGUGCAAACGGCCAUGUUUUUUCUCGACAACCUUUCGUUGGUGAUACUAGAAUCUCAGAUUAUAACAAUCAGAUGUCACGUCAAAAUACUGGCUGGAUGGUCAAUUCCGAAAGAGUAUCUGAUGAAAGUGGUCUCGAUACUCCAUUUCCAUAUAAUCCUAAUGAAAAUAUUGAAGAGUUUUCUAUUGGAUAUUAUAAUAUUGAUGAUGGUUCAGGUAUAGAUGAUAAUGAUAUUCUCCACAUAAAAAACGGCAAUGAAGUUGACACAAACGACCCUCAGGAAAAUCCUUGGGUUGAAAACAUAACUUACAUUAGCAGCAAUAAAAAUGGUAGAGCUACAAUUACUUCAGAUGGACCUGUUUAUUUGUAUGUCGCGCAACAAGUUAACCCAAGAUUUGAAAUGACGCAUUAACUGUUUAAAAUUAAGAAAGAAUGUGAAAUGAUGUACUCGGUCUUUUUAUAAUCGAAAGGAAACAAUCCAGAUGUUACUUUAUGGUCAUGAUCGCUAUGGUUAAAACACAGUUUAAACGUUGUACAUAAAACUAUAAAUGUAAAGGGUUUGAGAAAUAUAAUUAUUGAUUAUUUUAU
Messenger RNA from Schistosoma turkestanicum, 1464 nucleotides. The record is from the annotation of a GenBank genome assembly. Lineage: Eukaryota; Metazoa; Platyhelminthes; Trematoda; Strigeidida; Schistosomatidae.